Messenger RNA from Cyphomyrmex costatus, 1258 nucleotides. RefSeq names its product caspase-1. Gene Ontology annotation, cellular component: cytoplasm. Gene Ontology annotation, biological process: positive regulation of neuron apoptotic process; proteolysis; apoptotic process. The record is from RefSeq and is a predicted model, not a curated record. NCBI's taxonomy places the organism in Eukaryota, Metazoa, Arthropoda, Insecta, Hymenoptera, Formicidae. Gene Ontology annotation, molecular function: cysteine-type endopeptidase activity. Bases 56 to 1258 code for a protein of 400 amino acids. The transcript has 7 exons.
GAGAUCCAAAUCGGUGGUUGAUUCUUCUGGUUUCAAACAUUACUUAUUAGCGGUUAUGACUGAGCGAGCAAAACGUCGUCGGACCAAAUCUCUAUCUGCGAGUACUACGGAUUACUAUGCAGUAUCUGAGUCUCAUCAUAUGGACAAUUUGGGUAUCCCGGGACCAUCCCGAGAAUAUCCAAUAAUCAAAAAAACGAACAAUGAACGAGAAGCUGAACAAUCCAAUGAGAAAUCACACACAACCGAUGCUGCACUCUCAUUAUAUGAGAAAAUGAAAGAAGAUGAAAGAACCGAAAAAAAACCGAACACUUCAAAACUUACUGCGAAAAUGCCAGUUGAAAUGGAUGCAAACUGUUAUAACAUGAAUCAUAAAAAUCGCGGAAAGUGCAUAAUCUUCAAUCAAGAAGAUUUCAUUGUGUCUACAGAAAUGAAACGAGAGGGUUCUAAAAAUGAUGUAAAAAGAUUGGAAAAAUCUUUUGGAAAUCUCGGAUUCGACAUUGAAGUUUACAAUAACUAUCGGUUUGACGAAAUACAAGACGUGCUGAAGAAAGUGAGUCAGCUCGACCAUACAGAUAAUGACUGUCUCUGUGUCAUUGCAUUAACCCACGGUUAUUCGAAAAACAUGUUAUGGGCGAGCGACAGCAUGUACGAUUCCAAAGACCUUUGGAAGAUUUUUACUGCCGACAAAUGUUUGACGCUUGCGGGGAAACCUAAGCUGUUCAUUAUCCAGGCUUGUAGAGGCGAUGAAACCGAUGACGGCGUUGAACUGAUAGCAUCUCACUUUUUAAAAGGAACGGAGACUGAUUCCGGUUCUUCUUAUUCUAUUCCAAUUCAAGCGGAUUUUCUAUUAGCUCAUAGUUCAGCGGAAAAUUAUUAUACUUGGAGGAAUCCCGAUGAAGGAACAUGGUAUAUACAAAGUUUAUGCGACGUCUUGGAUGAACAUGGAACAUCAAUGGAUUUAAUGAAUAUAUUGACUACAACAGCGCGAAAAAUUGCCACGGAACAUGCCUCCGUCAAUCCCCUUUUCAAGACUUUAGAUAACAAGAAACAGGUAUCGUCAGUGACGACGACGCUGAUCAGAUCUGUUUAUUUUUCACCAAAAUCGAAACAAAAGACUUUCCUGAUGUGUGCCUUCGGGAUCAAGCGAGACGGCGAGAAAGUUGUGUGUCAAUUGGGAUUUCAAAUAAGCGGUGAAGACAACGGGAUCAUAGUUGAACCUCCAGAGGACUCUGAACCAUGCAUUUGGAAAUCAGGAUGA